AUUUUAAUUUAUAUAGAAAUCACUUAAAAAAUCUUUAAAAAAAAAAAAAUCACUUAAAAAAAAAUCUAGUAUUCUAUUUUUGACUUUUUUUUUCCAACGCGUAAACCCAAAAACCAAUACCCAAAUAAAUAAAACAAUUUCUCAUUUCCAAAUAAAAAUAGUCUAUAUAUGUUUAUUGCUCGUCUUCUAUUCUUUCUUCUAUCUCUUGCCUCCGGCGAACGAAUAGAUCUGUCUUAAAAAUUUACUAGAAAGUUGAAUAGAGAACAAUGGGAGGAGGAUUUAGAGUAUUGCAUUUGGUGAGACCGUUUUUGUCAUUCCUUCCAGAGGUACAAAGUGCAGACAGGAAGGUGCCCUUCAGAGAAAAGGUCAUUUACACUGUUAUCUCUUUAUUUGUAUUUCUGGUGUGCAGUCAGCUUCCGCUUUAUGGAAUUCAUUCCACAACCGGAGCUGAUCCAUUUUAUUGGAUGAGAGUUAUCCUCGCUUCCAACCGUGGAACUGUUAUGGAGCUCGGAAUCACCCCCAUUGUCACCUCUGGAUUGGUGAUGCAACUCUUGGCUGGGUCUAAGAUCAUUGAAGUUGAUAACAAUGUCCGUGAGGAUCGUGCACUUUUGAAUGGUGCACAGAAGUUGUUGGGAAUUCUUAUUGCUGUUGGUGAGGCUGUUGCAUACGUUCUUUCUGGAAUGUAUGGCAGUGUUGGUCAGCUUGGAGUUGGAAAUGCAAUUCUUAUCAUUCUUCAACUAUGCUUUGCUGGUAUCAUUGUGAUCUGCCUUGACGAACUUCUUCAGAAGGGAUAUGGUUUAGGUUCUGGGAUUUCACUUUUUAUUGCUACCAAUAUCUGUGAGAACAUCAUCUGGAAGGCAUUUAGCCCAACCACCAUCAAUGCUGGACGUGGAGCUGAGUUUGAAGGUGCUGUCAUUGCCUUGUUCCACCUUCUUAUUACCAGGACCGACAAAGUUCGUGCCCUUCGAGAGGCAUUUUAUAGGCAAAACCUUCCAAACGUCACCAACUUGCUUGCAACUGUCUUGAUCUUCCUCAUUGUUAUCUAUUUCCAAGGUUUCCGUGUUGUUUUGCCUGUAAGGUCGAAGAAUGCUCGUGGCCAACAGGGUUCAUAUCCCAUUAAAUUGUUUUACACCUCCAACAUGCCCAUCAUCCUUCAGUCUGCCCUUGUGUCCAACCUUUACUUUAUCUCUCAGUUGCUCUACAGGAAAUACAGCGGUAACAUCUUUGUGAAUAUGUUGGGCAAGUGGAAGGAGUCUGAAUAUAGCAGUCAAUCAAUUCCAGUUGGUGGUCUUGCAUACUAUGUUACUGCCCCUGCCAGUUUGGCAGACAUGGCAGCUCAUCCUUUCCAUGCUCUGUUUUAUAUAAUUUUCAUGCUUUCAGCUUGUGCUUUAUUCUCAAAGACAUGGAUUGAGGUUUCUGGAUCAUCUGCUAAGGAUGUUGCUAAGCAGCUCAAGGAGCAAGGAAUGGUUAUGCCUGGGCACCGUGAUUCAAACUUGCAGAAGGAACUGAACCGAUACAUCCCAACUGCUGCGGCCUUUGGUGGAAUCUGCAUUGGUGCACUUACAGUUUUGGCAGAUUUCAUGGGCGCUAUUGGUUCAGGAACUGGUAUUUUGCUUGCUGUGACUAUCAUUUACCAAUAUUUCGAGACCUUUGAGAAAGAGAGAGCUAGUGAACUUGGCUUCCUUGGACUUUGAACACAGUUUUGUUGAAAUUCAGGGGAAUGGAAUUUAGGUGAUCAAAUGUUAGAAUUCAAUAGUAGAGUUAUCCUUUUCCCACAAGACAUUCUGUACGCUUUAGAGCAUUUGUUUUUCCCCUUGUCAACAUAUUUACAUUUACUAGAAUACAGUUAAUGCUAACUUUAUGUAAUUUGUGGUUAUUGUAAUUGUUCUUUUAGUAAUCACAGCCUAAAUCCUACUGUAAAAUGCAGUAGUUUUAAUGAUUUGUUAAUGAUAAUAUAGCUUUAUCUCAACA
Messenger RNA from Amaranthus tricolor (Joseph's coat), 1971 nucleotides. RefSeq lists its product as uncharacterized. Bases 267 to 1694 code for a protein of 475 amino acids. The transcript has 7 exons. The record is from RefSeq and is a predicted model, not a curated record. Gene Ontology annotation, biological process: SRP-dependent cotranslational protein targeting to membrane, translocation; post-translational protein targeting to membrane, translocation. Gene Ontology annotation, molecular function: transmembrane protein transporter activity; signal sequence receptor activity; ribosome binding. Lineage: Eukaryota; Viridiplantae; Streptophyta; Magnoliopsida; Caryophyllales; Amaranthaceae. Gene Ontology annotation, cellular component: membrane; Sec61 translocon complex.